AUGUGCAGCUCUUGGGUUGUAUUAGUGUUCUGCCUGGGACAACUGUGUGCAGGUCAGAGCCUGAAGCCUCAGAUUGCAACCUCUCGGCUUGCUACAAACAAUCCUACACUUACUACAGUUACUCUAGAAAAACCCUUCUGUAUGUUUGACAGCUCACUGCGUCCAAAUAAAUCUUAUGCCAUCUACUUAUAUGCAAUGAAGGAAUCAGCAAGUGCAGUAAGCUCCCUCGUAAUCAACAGCAGCAAACCAGUUGACAGCACCUUCCAACAAACAAGAGGGGGGCAGCUUGGACCUUACAAGGCUGCCUCGUUCAAUGUUCCCAAUUGUGCAUCACCUCCCAAACUUGCUGAUGUAGGAGACAUUAACAAAGUUUCUGAUGUCCUAAAACAAUACCUCUUCAGAGUCGGGGAUGAUGGGACUUGUUUGUAUGACCCAAACUUCCUAGGUAUCUGUAACCCACCUCUUGCACCAGACACAACAUACAGGUUUAAAUACUUGUUGCUAGAUACCACAGAAGGUAUUGUGAAAGACCAGACUCUCUGGUCUGACCCAAUCCAAACCAGACGAGUUAAACUUCCCUCGAAAAUUGAUACCUGGCCUGGUCGAAGGAGUGGAGACAUGAUUGUUAUUACAUCGAUCCUAAGUGUUCUCAUGUUCCUUCUGCUUGCGGGCUUUCUUGCUUCUGUGUCCUCUGUUGUCAUGAGAACAGAAGAUUCUUCUGCAGAGACAAGGAGAAUGUCUCAGACUAUCCAACAAAGUGAACCAAAACCACAGUUAAGCUCCGAGUGA
This is a messenger RNA of Melopsittacus undulatus (budgerigar), 789 nucleotides long. RefSeq names its product uroplakin 3A (gene UPK3A). The record is from RefSeq and is a predicted model, not a curated record. Lineage: Eukaryota; Metazoa; Chordata; Aves; Psittaciformes; Psittaculidae. The transcript is spliced from 6 exons. Gene Ontology annotation, cellular component: plasma membrane. Gene Ontology annotation, biological process: water transport; urea transport. The coding region runs from base 1 to 789 and encodes 262 amino acids.